UUCGCAGAAUGCGGGUGGGAAAAAAUGACCCACAUGAUUUCCUUUCCUGCUUCCGCCAUCUGUAUUUAUGGAAAAAUGGCGGCGCAAACAGACCGCGGUGUUCCACUGAGUACGCUUUGUCCCAAGUAUCUUCAUACCAACUCUACCAGCCACACCUGGCCCUUCAGUGCUAUCGCUGAGCUCAUAGACAAUGCCUACGAUCCAGAUGUAAGUGCCAAACAGUUCUGGAUUGAUAAGACUAUGAUCAAUAAAGAGGAAUGCCUCAGCUUCAUGGAUAAUGGAAACGGACUGGACCAUGAAACAAUGCAUAAAAUGCUCAGCUUUGGGUACAGUGACAAGACUGCUGUAAAUGGCAUAGAGCCGAUUGGAAUGUAUGGCAAUGGUUUCAAGUCUGGAUCCAUGCGACUUGGCAGAGACGCCAUUGUCUUUUCCAAGUCGAAGAACGCCUCAUGUGUUGGGAUGCUCUCUCAGACCUACCUGGAAGAGAUCGAGGCUAAGCAAAUAGUUGUACCCAUUGUCCUCUUUGAGCAGACGGGAGCUAAAAAGUUCAAUGUAAGAGAGGAGCACAAAGCCAGUCUGCAGGACAUCCUGCGUUAUUCUCCUUUCAAGACAGAGGCAGAGCUGCUCACUGAAAUCAAUGCCAUCAGUACCUCUUGGUCCACGGGGACAACUGGCACAAGAAUCAUCAUCUGGAAUCUCCGCAGCACAUCCACUGGAUCAACAGAAUUUGAUUUUCAGACAAACCGUUAUGAUAUCAGAAUUCCAUCUGAUGUCUAUGAGGAAAUCAGUAGGACUCCUCAAAAUGCAGAGAACAUCACUUCAUACAUCCCUGAGAGUGUAUACUCACUGCGGGCAUAUUGCAGUAUUUUGUACCUGAAGCCUCGGAUGCAGAUCAUCAUACGUGGUCAAAAGGUGAAAACUCAGCUCAUUGCGAAGAGUCUGGCCUACAUCAGAAAGGACCACUACAAGCCGAAUUUCCUGGUGAACAAACGCAUUCCUAUCACUUUUGGUUAUAACACCAAAAGUAAAGACCAGUAUGGCAUUAUGAUGUAUCACAAAAAUCGUCUCAUCAAAGCCUACGAACGCGUGGGCUGCCAGCUCAAGGCCAACAACAAAGGCGUUGGGGUCAUCGGGGUCAUAGAGUGUAACUUUCUGGAUCCUACCCACAACAAACAGAGCUUUAUUGAGUCUGAUAAGUCCAGGAAAACUAUGAACAAUUUGGGGGUCAAACUGGAAGAGUACUGGAAUGAAAUGCGCUACACAAAGACCAAAGAGAAUCCAAACAGCGCCAUACCAGUGGAAGAUACCAUGAAGCGCCCAGAUCAAAACUGGGUGCAAUGUGAUAACUGCUUGCGCUGGCGGAAACUCCCUGAUGGGAUCGAUACCAACAAGCUGCCAGAUAAAUGGUUCUGCCAAUUGAAUCCUGAUCCUCAGUUCAGGAGCUGCCAGGUAGAAGAGGAGCCUGAGGACUCUGAUGAUGACCAACCUUCGUACCGCAAGACCUACAAACAACAAGAGAAAGAGGACAAGAGGAAACAAGAGACAAAAAGACAAAGGACAGAGGAAGAACGAAGGCGUCGGGAAGAGCAACAUUUGGCUAAUCUUGCCAAGCAAAACACGCCUCUUAGACAGCAAAAGGUACCGCUGAAACAGCAGCUGCAUGAAACAACUGUCCGUCCACCCUCCACUCCCACUACCCCAAGGAGCAGGUUUAACACUGAGUCACCACAAGGGGGUACUGCAAGGGCUGCAUCCUCUCCACAGGGGUCCUCUACCAUUUCCCAAGCUGCCUGCAGCCCCUCCAGUAACAAUGGUCUUCCAAUUAUUACUAGUGUAUGCUCCCUGUCAUCAGCCCCCCUGAGGGGAAAAAGAUUGCAGCCCAAUACUCCACAAGGAACGCCCAAAAGACCGAGAGUAAAUGGCUUCCAUAGAGGCACCUCAGAUGCAUCCUCAUCAGUAGACGUGAGACCACCGAGCUCCCCGUCAGUCAUCAAUGAGAACGAUGAUACUGAUGAUACUGAUGACGACAUAUUCAUCUUGGAGACUGCCAGUACCCCCAAGCCAAAAAAGCCAGGUUCUGAUGUGUCUAGAGUGGAGAUCAAGCGUGAGCAAAGUGAUUCGAAUGUGGGCAUGCUGAUGGAGUGUAACGAUGACGCCGCUGUGGAUGACGCCCCUGAGACAAACGCUGCCGGAACAGGCUCGUCAGAGUCGGCAGCUGCGGGAACUGGUCCCUCCCCAGCACCGCCUCCUGAGAUGGCCAGCAUCACCACCCAGACAGAAGCCCCCAAAAUAAAGGUGGAGAGUCAAACUGAAGGAGGGGAGAGAUCAGGGCAGGGUACAUCUAAUGAGCGUGGCGAACAACUGAGUUCAGAUAUCAAUGUUUACAGCGCUGAACAAAGAUUAAUUAAGCAAGAGAGUAACGACGACACUCACAGUGAGAACAAAGGAAAGCAGACCUUACAGAAUGGAGUGAAACAUUGGGAUCGUGACAAAGAUGCUGGUUCUUCCUGUGCAGAUGCCACUGACAAUCAGCCUUCUCCACCACACUUCCCCAGUAUGACUGAGGUUCAGGAACAGCAAGAUCAGCUCCUGGAGCUCAUGCAGGCUACAGCUCAGGAGAGAGACUCUUUCAAAGAGCAGGUCCGUCAACUUACCUGCCAGCUGAAAGACACGCAGAGCAGACUGCAGGAGCUGUCUCAGAUCAAUGUGAAGAAGGAGUGUUCUCACCAGUCCAACCAAACAGAGGAAACAGGGGAUGGGAAGGACUACAAAAGUCUGUUUGAGAAGGCCAAACAGAAAAUCAAUGAAUUGAUUAAGGACAAAGAGGUUUUCCUGGCAACUACUGAGGCCAAGCCCAGUACUUCCCAAUGUGAAGAAAAGGACAUUGAUGAGAUUGCACUGCAAGUUGACCAUCUGGUACGGGAACUGGAUCAAAGAAACAAGGAAAGGGAUGAACUGCAGUCACAGUUGGACAGUCUGGAGGAGGAAAAGGCGAGGCUGGCAUUGCAGUGUGAAGAGCUCAGGUUAAGCCUCCAGCAGCAGAGGGAAAACGCACAGAAAGGAAGCACAGCUCCACUCAGAACCAGUGACUCCUCUGUACAGUCAGAUCCAGGAGAGGCAGAAGGGACAGCAGACUCUGGCGCAGCUUCAAGUUCAGACACAUCCAGAAGUUUGAUUGAGCUACGUCAGAACAUCGGACGGCUGCUUGUCCGCUAUGUGCCGGCUCUGGACCUGGCCCAAGUGAAUUAUGAAUGUAACGUACUUGAUGAGAUCCUAGAACAAGUUCUCUCCGAUAUAGAGACUGGAGAGGGAUGGAGCGAGAAAUGAAUGGAAUCUGGUUUAUGUUGAAAAUUAUUUUGUACUAUAUUCUGUUUCUUCUCAUAAUCCGAAUGUAAUUCAAAUAUAUUUUUAUAUUUCCA
Molecule: messenger RNA, 3419 nt
Organism: Thunnus maccoyii (southern bluefin tuna)
Lineage: Eukaryota; Metazoa; Chordata; Actinopteri; Scombriformes; Scombridae
Gene: morc3a
Product: MORC family CW-type zinc finger 3a
Exons: 19
Coding region: 25-3327 (1100 amino acids)
Cellular component (GO): nucleus; PML body
Molecular function (GO): ATP hydrolysis activity; zinc ion binding
Source: RefSeq, a predicted model, not a curated record